AAUCCAUCGUCUUGAUACUCCACGCCCACAACCCGCUCACCCACGCCGCUCCGUCCACACUCCCGUCUUUUUCGACUCCCACUUCCAAAAACAACCCCCAACCAAAACCUCAUUCAAAAUGACUGGCGGCAAGUCCGGAGGCAAGGCCAGCGGCUCCAAGUCCAGCGCCCAAUCUCGUUCAUCCAAGGCCGGUCUCGCUUUCCCCGUCGGUCGUGUCCACCGUCUCCUCCGCAAGGGCAACUACGCCCAGCGUGUCGGUGCUGGUGCUCCCGUCUACCUCGCUGCCGUCCUUGAGUACCUCGCUGCCGAGAUUCUCGAGUUGGCCGGUAACGCUGCCCGCGACAACAAGAAGACCCGUAUCAUCCCCCGCCAUCUCCAGCUCGCCAUCAGGAACGAUGAGGAGCUGAACAAGCUUCUCGGACACGUUACCAUCGCCCAGGGUGGUGUCCUCCCCAACAUUCACCAAAACCUUCUGCCCAAGAAGACAGCCAAGCCUGGCAAGGGUCCUUCGCAGGAGCUCUAAGCGCAUUUUGCUUUUGAGUUUCUUCUUCACGGCGUGGUUACUUCAUGGGUCUUUUUCGUCUGCAAUGAUAAUGGGAGUCGGUCUGGGUUUUGGGUUCUCGGCUUUUCACGGGAUUUAUACCAGAGCUGUAUAUUAGCUGGUCGCUUUGAUGACCACAGGCUCAUGAGCUGAAUCGAGCAUAUUACUUCACUGCAC
Molecule: messenger RNA, 718 nt
Organism: Bipolaris sorokiniana ND90Pr
Lineage: Eukaryota; Fungi; Ascomycota; Dothideomycetes; Pleosporales; Pleosporaceae
Exons: 3
Coding region: 119-523 (134 amino acids)
Cellular component (GO): nucleosome
Molecular function (GO): protein heterodimerization activity; DNA binding; structural constituent of chromatin
Source: RefSeq, a predicted model, not a curated record